GUAGAAAUACACACCGUCAAUGAUUAUACCCUGUCACUGGGACCAUAAGACUCUACCAUACAAACCUGCCCAACCUAGUCUUAUUUUUUACCUCAUUCCAGAUGAUCCAGUGCCACGUGUGUUUCUCCCAAACGCUCGUGGAGAGUACUACAACCUAGUCCCUGGGCUGCCGUACAUGGAGCUUUCUGAACUGGAGCCUGUGUAUUUGCUGGAGUAUGCGCCACCUUCGUUAGUGGUUGACGCAGCCACGCAGACAUAA
Molecule: messenger RNA, 259 nt
Organism: Phytomonas sp. EM1
Lineage: Eukaryota; Euglenozoa; Kinetoplastea; Trypanosomatida; Trypanosomatidae
Source: the annotation of a GenBank genome assembly